Messenger RNA from Neocloeon triangulifer, 2461 nucleotides. RefSeq names its product ribosome-releasing factor 2, mitochondrial (gene mRRF2). The record is from RefSeq and is a predicted model, not a curated record. Gene Ontology annotation, cellular component: mitochondrion. Gene Ontology annotation, molecular function: GTP binding; GTPase activity; translation elongation factor activity. The coding region runs from base 174 to 2423 and encodes 749 amino acids. The transcript is spliced from 11 exons. Gene Ontology annotation, biological process: ribosome disassembly; mitochondrial translation. NCBI's taxonomy places the organism in Eukaryota, Metazoa, Arthropoda, Insecta, Ephemeroptera, Baetidae.
UAAAUUUUGCAAACACAUGGAGGGGGCAUUGUUUUGAUCACGACGGGAAUCGAUGUGCGGAAGAAAAUUACAUUUUAGCAAUCAAAAUCAAGUCUGUGAUGAAAUUUCUGUAGAAAACGAAGCUGCUUAGCUUUUUAUUUUUAGAUGCCAGUUAUUAUUAAUUGAAUUCCAAAAUGAUUCUUCGGCAGCUUUGCAAAUUUAAGUCGCCGAGCCGGAGGGCAGGGCUUGUGUAUAUUAAAAGCUGCACUCGGCAGCAGUCAAGGCCCUCAUCGGAUCUGAGGAGUGCCGACGUUGAAAGAAUUCGCAAUUUUGGAAUUCUUGCUCAUAUUGAUGCCGGCAAAACUACUACAACAGAGAGAAUGCUAUUUUACUCAGGAACCAUCAAACAGAUGGGAGAAGUUCAUCAUGGAAAUACUGUCACAGAUUUCAUGGACCAAGAGCGAAAUCGAGGCAUCACAAUUACCUCGGCCGCAGUCACCUUUGAUUGGAAUGACUACAGGUUUAACCUGAUUGACACGCCUGGGCACAUCGAUUUUACAAUGGAAGUCGAACAGACCUUGCAAGUGUUGGACGGUGCUGUUGUUGUUCUUGAUGGUUCAGCAGGAGUCGAAGCUCAAACCUGCACCGUUUGGAAUCAAGCAGACAAACACAAGCUGCCAAGAAUUGUGUACAUCAACAAAAUGGACAGGGCGGAUGCAGAUUUUUCAAUGAGCGUCGAGUCUUUGGAGAGUAGAUUAGGUGCAAACCCUAUCGCUUUGCAAAUUCCAAUGAAGUCCAAUGGUGAGAAGGGAAUCUCGACUGUGAUAGACUUGGUGACGAUGCAGCUGCUAGAGUGGGACAGAAAAAAGAGCAAGAGCAUCAAUGUUAGUCAAAUUAAGGGAGAAUUGCUGGAAAUGGCUCUUGAAGAGAGAAUCAGACUGGUCGAGCUGGUUGCUGAUGUUGACGAGAUCCUCGCAGAAGAUGUCAUCCAGAGGGAGAGUCUGUCAAACGUUGUCCCUGCCGAGUUAAAAGCAGCUAUUCGGAGAGCAACCAUUAAAAAGCUUUGUGUGCCUGUCCUUUGCGGAAGUUCUUACCAUAAUGUCGGUGUCCAGCCUUUGAUGGACGCUAUUGGUCUCUACCUUCCUUCUCCCUUUGAGAGACCAAAAGAUUAUCUAGUCAAUUUAUUUAAAGACUCAUUUUGCGCCAGGGCCUUUAAAGUCAGACAUGAUUCCCACAAAGGUGCUGUGACGUUCAUGCGUGUAUUCAGUGGAAAUUUCCAAAAGGGACAAAAAUUAUUCAACGUUCGUCUACAAAAAGCAGAGCAAAGCGGCCAACUUCUCGUUGCCUAUGCAGACGAGUAUGAAGAAGUACAAGAUGUUGGAUGUGGAAAUAUUGCUGCUGUCACUGGGUUGAAGGACACAUUUGCUGGAGACCUAGUCACCGGGAACCUUUCCUCGGCAAAUAGUGCCAAGGCAAAGUUGGCUAAGUUGAAGAACAUUGACUCGAAUGAGGCCGAACACAUUUUGGCUUCAAGCGGAUCAUCAAUGGAGCCUGUUUUCUUUUGUUCAAUAGAACCACCCUCUCAAUCGGCCCAAAAAGCGUUGGAUAAGGCACUGUUGGAGUUGCAAAGGGAGGACAACAGCCUGAAAGUGAUAUUCAAUCAAGAAACAGGGCAGACAAUUUUAGGCGGUAUGGGCGAAUUGCACAUUGAAAUCAUCAAGGAGAGAAUUGUAUCCGAGUACAAAAUUGACGUUGAUCUGGGUCCCAUGCAGAUUGCUUACAAAGAAAUUCUCCAGGAUGCUAUCAAGGACUCGCACCAGUUUACUCAAAAAAUAGGCUCAUCUCAGAGUAAUGUUUCUCUGGUAAUGUCCCUGGAGCCCCAAGACGAGUACAUACAAUUUCCUCUGGAAAUGGAUAAAUCAGGAGAGGACGCGGCCAAAUUGAGUUCUCUGCCUCCUAGAAUUAUAAAUGCUCUUCGGAAAGGCACCGCAGCUGGCUUCCGGAGUGGGCCUCUCUUGAACUGUCCCGUCGUAGGAGUUAAACCUGUUUUGCAUUCGUUUAGUUCCACUUAUGGCACAACAGACACUGCAAUCAUCGCAGCCAUGACUCAGUGUGUUCAAAAAUUAUUAAAAACUGGAGGCACUCGGCUUCUAGAGCCAGUAAUGCAGAUGGAGCUAAUUGCUGACGCAGAAGUUUUGUCUGCAAUCAUUUCCGACUUGACCCGAAGAAGAGGAAAUGUUGUUUCUAUUGUCGAGAGGGGAAAGCAGAAGGUUUUAAUUGCUCAAACACCUCUGUCAGAACUUUUGGGAUAUUCGACAGAACUGCGGACGAUGACCUCAGGACGAGCAUCCUUUAGUAUGGAGAUUCAUGAGUUGAGACCAAUGUCACAAGUUGAGACAAACACAGCAAUCAAGCGAGUUACAGGUUUUGAUCCAUCAUUUUAGAUUAAAAAGUAAAAUAAGUUAAGUAGAAUUUCUGGGUU